Messenger RNA from Culex quinquefasciatus (southern house mosquito), 8309 nucleotides. It is a transcript of the gene Dyrk2, whose product is annotated as dual specificity tyrosine-phosphorylation-regulated kinase 2. The transcript has 10 exons. The coding region runs from base 1789 to 3654 and encodes 621 amino acids. Lineage: Eukaryota; Metazoa; Arthropoda; Insecta; Diptera; Culicidae. Gene Ontology annotation, cellular component: nucleus. Gene Ontology annotation, biological process: peptidyl-serine phosphorylation; peptidyl-threonine phosphorylation. The record is from RefSeq and is a predicted model, not a curated record. Gene Ontology annotation, molecular function: protein serine/threonine kinase activity; ATP binding; protein serine/threonine/tyrosine kinase activity.
UUGGCACAGUCAGUCAGUCCCGGACGCAACGCUGCACGGUACGGUUGAGAUUUUCCACAGUUGCGCGUUUUCCCUUGUGCUGAGGCACUUUGCGUGAGGAGGAAAAUCCAGACCAGUGAGGAAAAGUCUUGGUUUUUUUUGGUUGCAAGAGAGAGUGAGGAAGGAAAAAGGGAACCAGUCGAGGAAAACCGGAGUUGGUUUGUUUCAGUGUGCACUGGAAAAUAGGAAAAUAAAACCGAUUUUGUUUUUCGCGUCGCGUUUUCGAGUUUUUCCCCGAAUUUUCCACGUGUUUGUUUGGAAAGAAAGCAAAACGCGUUCGUCUGCGACCAAGUGAGCGGAGUUUGUAUUUUGUCGUGCAAAGGGGUCGUGAUUUUGUGUGAGGAUAAAAAAGCGAAAUAAAAGUGAGCUGCGUUAUUUUUCACGCUGCUUGACGCGGUAUUUUGUGUGUUAUUGGUCGCGCACUCUGUGUGAUUAGUUUAAAAAUACUGCGGAUCAAAAGUGAACGUGAAGGAAAGAUCAAGGGAAACAUCUGCGAUAAAGAGAUUCGGCUACAGGAUAGCAGCCAGCACCGGGAGUGAAAAAUCAACACAAACGCAAGAAAACGGAUUAUAACAAGCUAAGAGGAAAAACAUUUUCAUCAAACAAAAGAAAAAGAAAACGUUCGCCAGGCUUGCAGCAGUCCAGCGAGAAUCCAAUUAUCAACCGGAGGAAAAACAUCCCGGAAAAAGGUCGAACACUCCGCUAAAUUAGAGCUAGAACCCGCGCGCGCUCCAGCACGUGUGCCCCAACAACAACCUCAACAACAACAAGCCUCAGCUGUCGAAGAAAGCAAACCGGUUCGACUUCACCUGAGGAACUGCAGUUUUCAGUGUUGUUGCUGUUGUUGUCGUGAGUCACGCCAAGUCACGACAACAUAACAGACUCGGAGAGUCCGCGCGCGAGAGAGUACUCGGGAGAGCGAGCUCGCGCAAGAAUCAACACUCAACAAAGGAAACCUCAGCGAACGGGUUCGAAGAAAUCGUUGACGGUUCUUAGUCGACUCCUAGCAGCCACCACGCGCAGUUGGAGGAGUUCGUUCGGUUCGAGAGUUUCGAGUGUUCGGUUGACCGGAAAUGUGACAAGAAGUUCGACAGUUUUGUGCAGCAGUUUGCGUUUCGUUCUGAGUUCCAAGUAACCUCAAGCGUAGCGGGAAUCUUCCUGAAGAGUUCAACGCGUUAGAUUUGGGAAGCUAUCCAGGUUGGGAAGCAGAACGCAAGAUGUAAGAAGCUGGUGCCGUAGCUGAAACAGAACAAGUUCAUCCGGUAAAACCAAUUGAUCCAGAUAAAGCGGAGAAGAUUCACACAGGUUCACACGCGGAGUGUGUGUGCAAAGAGGUGAUUUCUUGUGAGCAAUAUCUACCAUACAGAGUUCAUAAAGCAUAGAAGCACCGUUGUUUGCUGAAGAAAGAAGACUGAGCAAUUGUUGUGAGCGCAGUAAUUGCAAUUGAAAGUAAUUCCUUUCGUGUACAUGUGCAAUCGAGGUGUUUGAUAAGUGUGUGCAUUGUGUUCAUUUGGUGAGCAAACCCGUACUACUCAGCACGAAGCAGCUGAAGAAGUGCACGUGGGUUACACAAGUGGAAGCUUCGUCACCCCAAACGCAAAGAAGAAUUAAAUGUGCUUAAUCUGUUGCGUGUAACCACCUCCAGAGAAAAAAAAAACCUUCUAGCAAAACCCCAGCCAAGAAUCGAGGUCACCAGCGAAACCGCUGGCAGCAUCUUUGAAAGGCAGCAGCACACCUUGAGCAGCAAUCAUGUUGGAUCGUGGACCAGUCCAGUUAGACAACGACAAGUGUCGUCGCGGUGAGCGGGAACCACACCUGUCCGGAUCGCGGCUCGAUCUGUCCGGCCUAUGUGGCGGUGGCGCUGUUCGAAACAACACAUCACGCUCCAGCCGAAGCAACAACAACAACAACAACACGAUGGUGGACUCACACGGGAACGCGCUGCCUCCGCUCAGCCCGUCCAGCAAUAACAACUCGUCCUCGGGCAGCGAAAUUGAGCAGAAGCCGGUUCCGCUGUCGCCCAGUGAGGCCCUCAAAUACCACGGCACCGGCCUGACCGACUACGAAAAGCAGGAAAUCGAAAAAUACCCCGAGGUGUACUACCUCGGGCUGGACGCGUGCAAAAUCAACGCCAAACCGGGCAGCGCCCUCAACUCGGGCUACGACGACGACAACGGCAGCUACAACAAGGUGAUCCACGACCACGUCUGCUACCGGUACGAAAUCCUCGAGGUCAUCGGCAAGGGCAGCUUCGGCCAGGUCAUCCGGGCGCUGGACCACAAAACCAACCAGCACGUGGCAAUCAAAAUCAUCCGCAACAAGAAGCGCUUCCACCAUCAGGCCCUCGUCGAGGUGCGGAUACUGGACGAGCUGCGGAAAAAGGACGCCGACGGGUCGUACAACGUGAUACACAUGCUCGACUACUUUUACUUCCGGAACCAUCUGUGCAUCAGUUUCGAGUUAAUGAGCCUCAACCUGUACGAGCUCAUCAAGAAGAACAACUACCAGGGAUUCAGCCUGAGCCUGAUCCGGCGGUUCUGCAACUCGAUAGUCAAGUGUCUCCGGCUACUGUACGCGGAGAACAUCAUCCACUGUGAUCUUAAACCUGAAAAUGUCCUGCUCAAGCAGCGAGGCAGCAGCCUGAUCAAGGUCAUCGAUUUUGGCAGCUCGUGCUACUCGCACCGCAAGGUCUACACCUACAUCCAGUCCCGUUUCUACCGGUCGCCGGAAGUUAUACUGGGACUGUCGUAUGGGACGCCCAUCGACAUGUGGAGCUUGGGAUGCAUACUAGCCGAACUGUACACCGGAUAUCCGUUGUUCCCCGGGGAGAACGAAGUGGAGCAAUUAGCGUGUAUCAUGGAAGUUUUGGGCAUUCCACCGGAUGAUCUCAUCAAUACUGCCACCAGGAGGAGGUUGUUUUUCGAUUCCAGAGGCACUCCACGGUGCAUCACCAAUUCCAAGGGCCGCAAGCGGAAACCAGCCUCGAAAACGCUGUCCCAGGCGCUCCGGUGCAACGACACCGUGUUUAUCGACUUUGUCACCAGGUGUCUCGAGUGGGACCCCAAGAAGCGCAUGACCCCGGAGGAGGCCGCCCGCCACGAGUGGCUCCAGCCGAGCGCCACGUCCACGUACGUCUCGUCCAAGUCGAAGGAAAACGCCUCCGCCACCAACGGCGACGGCCAGCAGCUUGGCUUCAUGCAGAAGCUGCAGCGAUCUCAGCCGAUGACGCCGAACACGAUCCUACCGGAGAUUAAAACGCCCUCCCAGCGGCAGCGCUACGUCAAGGACCGCGUCAAAGAUCUCGAAACGGCCCAGCAGCAGUACUCGCUGCACCGGUUGUACCACGCCCGCAAGACGACGCUGAACUCGUCCAGCAACAUCAUCAACAACAAUGGCGGCGGCGGCGGCAGCAGCACCAGCGGAAGCAGCAGCAACAUUAGCGGCGGCAGUAGCAACGGCAACCAGACAAUAACUUCGAGCUCCAAGUACGGGUCGAGCCAUCACGUGGGCGGCCACCACCACCACCAUCACCGUCACGGCAGUGGCAGCAGCGGCGUCGGAAUGCCCCACUCGCAGAGCACUGGGGACGUGUCGGCCAUCUUUGGCCGGGCAUGACAUGGAACGCUCAGCAAGGUCAAGGACACCGCCAAGAUUAUUAGUUUGAUCUAGGCGGGCGAUUGGACUCAGUUUAGUUAUUUGAACUUUAAGGAUAACACACACACACACAGUCACACGCUGAUAAAAUAGUUAAAGGACUCACACACGAAUAAGUAGACACAGACACUUAGACAUAGCAUAACUGUGAAUAGUUUGUAGCAUGACCGAUUGCGUUGUUGAGUUGAGAAUUGAGAGUAGGGAUGGAGUGAGCGCGCGUUGAACGAAUAAAACCCAGGCUAAGAGUUGCUAGUGAUGUAGACGUACUCUAGAAUUACUAAAUCAGUAUCCGUGAUCCUCAGCGAGAGUAAUCUUCCUCCCACUGCCUUCCUCCCAAAGUAGACAGAGAACUAUAUCGUAGGUAUUAUGUACAGUAGACAACUUGAAAUAAUAACCCCCCGAGACGUUAGACCGAUUGACAGAAAUCGCAAACCUUCUUGCUGCAACACUUCAACCAGGCGGAACACGCUGCCGAGGUCGAACCGAUAUGCGCGCGAACCUAACGCUAACGCCAAUAAGCUGCCCCCUGGGUAGAUGUCCCAAAACUCAAACCUUUUUUUUUACUUUCUUCUCUUGAACAAUCUUUUCUUUAUGGUUUAUCGAAAGAACUGCGCUUGUUUGCAUAUGGAAGAAAACAGAGAAAAAAAAUGUCAACACUGUCGUUUAUCAAUCACACCAAAACUCAAAAGGCGCUAUCGGUCAACCAGUUGAUCGGGGUGUGGUUUUAGCAGAGGGAAGUGUUGCCAAAAGGGUGGGCGUUGUUGGUUGAUGCAGUUUGAAAUGUGAAAAUCUUCUCCAAAAUGGAAAUUUAAAAGUGAGUUUGCUUGGGUGCUGAAGAUUAUUCGGAGCAAUUCCAUGUCAAUAUUUUCAAUUGAAAAAAAAUCUGUAGCAUUCUCUCUCAAUUCUGCUUUGGAUUCUCGAUGCAUCAAAUGGCUAGAAUUUUUAAUUGCAAAAUUACAAAAAAAUCCACAACUAGUCAAUCUUGAAAAGCUGCUUACAAAUUUGAACAUCAAAAAGUGUCCUUUAUUUUUAAAAUUGUGGUAUGGCAAAUGGAGAAAAAUCCGGGAAGUAUAUUAUGUUUUAAAAGAAUGUCUCACGUCAUGGCUGAAGGAGAUUAUUAUUCCAAAUCAAUGUACCUAAUUUUUUUCUUCGUCGGAAGUGUGCUUAGAGUGUCCUUUUCAAAUAUCCGUGAUCUAGAAAAUAUUUUACCUGGGGAUUUUAAAUUUAUUCCAAUUUUAAUUUUUUUUAUAAUAUUUCAAAGGAGGCACACGAUAUUUCUUGAAUAUUAACCAUAAACGAUGUUUUUGUGAAUGAUCGUGCGCUUCCAUCAAAAUAUAUGAAAAAAAAAACUUUAAAUUAGAAAUAAUUUAAAACCCCUAGGUGAAAUAUUAUCAAGGUCACGGAUGUUUUAAAGGGACCCUUUAGCGUCCUAACGACGAAGAAAAUGUUAGCUACAUUGAUUUGCAAUAAUAAUCUCCUUCAGCCAUAGCGUGUGUCUUAUACAUAAAAUUUAGUAAUCAAUUUAUGGUACUUUCUAUGGGUUUAUAUGAUUAAUUUACAUAAAAACUCAAAAUAUAAGCAAAAAUCGAUAUUUUGACUUUGCCUCAAUUCUGAGAACAAAUUAUGAUUCAGCGGGUAAAAUUACACGAAAAAACAUAUAAUUGGACAAUUUUCAAAUUUCUUAAUGGUGGUUACUAAGGAUUUUUUCAGCGUUUGUAGUGCAAAAUCUCCCCUUUCGAAUGCAAACUGGUGCAUAUAAUAUCGCUUGCGCUUUGCCAAGAUAUUUGGGUUAAAAUUGCAUCUUUUUUUUUCUUUGAAAUGAUCGUUGCUUUUGACUCUAAAAAGUGCUUCACUUUUCUAUAAAACUUAAUAUUCUAAAAAAAACAAAAAAAAUCAAACGAUCUCAACAUGCUGAGUAUGAUUGAUGAUUAUUGCAGAAAAAUACAUUUUAGAUUAUUUUCUGUUGAAUGAAGUUUUCAUGUUUCCAUUCAAGUUUCAAAAUUUAAAAAAGUGUGUUGCCUUUACAUUUUUCAGCCCGUUUCUGAAAAGGGUUGGGGGCUGGAAACUUUUACUAAAAAGAUAUUAUUUUUUUUAAUAUGUUGCAAGCAAAAUAUUAAAAAACUCAGCAAUUUUUACCAAGUAUCGUUUUUUUUCUAAUUUGCAGAAGAAUUUUUAACGUAAUAAAGUCUAACGUCCACAAAAUACUGAAAUUUUAAAAAUUUACCUUAUUUUUUCAAAUAUUAUUUUUUUAACAUGCAAUAUAAGAUGCAAAAUUUUGUAUAAAGUCAUACCGCAUUAGCGUUUUUGAUAUAACAUAUUUUUUUACCGAAUACCGAAUUUUAGCAGAAAAUCAUUUUUUUUAAUUAUUUGCAAUAAGAAGUCAUUUUGCAUGAAUUCUCUCUACAUAAGAGUUUCUACACAGAAAAAAUCAAUUCCUGUAAUCGUGAAUUAUGUUCACGAACGUGAGAACCACUAAGGAAUUUAUUCAUGAGUAUGGUGCAUUUGCACUAUAAACGUGAAUAUAUUCCUUCGUGGUUCUCACAUUCAUGAACUUAAUUCUCGAUUUUGAGCAUUGAUUUUUUUUUCCGUGUAGUGUAAAUACUCCAAUUUUAAGAAAAUAUCACAGUUUUAAAUAAAUACUGCAAUUUUCAAAGUAAAAAUAUGAGUUUUGAACGUGGAAAUGAAUUUUUAAGCUAGGUAUUUAAAAAUCAUGGAAUUUUGUGAACAUUUAAGUAUUUUGCAUUGAAAACUUUAAUGCAUUAAGAAGACAGAUUGAAAUUAGUUUUUAGAAAAUACAAUAAUUUGGGAUUUUUUAAAUUUAAAAUAAACAGAAACUUGGAUACAAACAAGCAACCUAUCUCACUCUUACUCAAUGUAAACUGUUACUAGAGCAAGUGGGAUAGACUGAUUGAGUAAAUUUAAGGUUUCGCUCUUUUAAAAAGUUACUACGGAUUAAGUGAGGAGUGCAUAUCAAAUUUUGUUUCAUUUAAACUCCCGAUAGCAAAUUAUAAAAUAAUAGACACGUAAAAAUAUGCAUUUUUGAAUGCAGUAUUUUCAACGUAAAGUUCCGAUGUAAUGUAAAUAUUGCAAAUUAUGGAAAUUUUAGUAGAUUUUUUCAAAUACGGUAAAUUAUUCACCCUAUUUGAGUAUUUUGCACUAUCGAGUCUUAUAAAAAAUCUAUAUAUAUUCGCUUGAUGGAUACCCAUUUUGCAAGUUUUAAAAGUUUGAGCAAACGAUAUUUUGUGAAAAUUGUGAAGUGCAUGUAUUUUUAAUCUUUCAACAUUAUCAAAACAAAUGUUUAAGCUAUAGCAUUCUGGAACGAUUUGGUUUAAAAAAGAUCAUUUUAAAGUUCAGCAGACAAAAUUUAAACAUUUUUUUUUUGCUUUUUGGUGUUUACAAAAUCGCCUUGAGUCAAGGGAAUUCAUAAAAACCCAAAAAGCAAAGAAAAAAAAUUAUCGGACCUUCUUAAAAAAAAAAACUCCAGAUUUUAGGAAGUUUUUUUCACAUGAGUAAUUGGCUGAAAAACUCUACGAUAAAAAUUAAAAUAAAUUGGCAAAUCUUUCCAAAACAGCAAAAAUUCAAAUUGCCUCUAUUGGCAUGAAAUUGUUCCCAAUAUUUGCGUACCCUAAAUUUCAGAACAAUACAAAAAUCUCCCCCAAAACAAGCAAAUAUCGAAGCACCAAACAGGAUUCUCAACGGAUCGUGGCAGGAGACAGCAACACCACCCGAUAAUCGGUGGUGAAAUUUAGGGCGGUAAAACUAUUCGGACAGACCAAAAUCGAAGCUCCUCUCGGAAGAAUAACCUAAACUAAAACUAAAACUCUAAACUCUAAACUAGAAUACAAAUUAUCAACAGUUGUUGCAAAUAUAAACGUUGACCGGCAGUGACAGAGCAGCUAGUAGCAGCAGAGGCUGAGAAUUAAACAAGUCAAGUUUCGAGGCGAAAAAACAAACAAACACACACACGCAGAUUGUAUGUAAAUGUAUAGGAAUGACUGACUUUUAACAAUACAUAUAUAUGAGUUAAUGAACAAAAAAUGUAAACUUAACGUAACUGUAAUUUAUUUGUUUAGAACACAGUGCAGCGAACAAAGCGAGUCCCAAAGCUAGAGUUGGGCUCGGUUGGAUCUAAUAAUCAGAUAUAUUAUAUAUUAAAAAAGUGCAUAAUCAACAGUGAGAGAGCGAGAGCAAGUGAUCCAUUUAGUGCGUGUAGUGGAAGAAGAACCCAAUAAGCAUUACGAUGCAUGUUUCGUUGAACUGUAACUGUUAAGGUAAAAUCUCUUUAAAGUGUAAAUUCGUUCCAAUACUUUGCGUGAAAACCAAAUAAGCAAAACAGACUUUCCAAAUCGUUAAAUUAUAAUCACACAGUUUUUCGCGGGCUUCAAAAUAAGCAACAACAAAAAGCUCCUUUUUCCAGACACACAACACUUUCAUUCGGGUGAAACCGCUUAACUACUCUUAUAGAAUGCAAAGGAAAAAUAUAUAUUAUAUGGAUUAUACUUAUACAUAUGGGAAACAUUAUUUUAUGUACAUUCUUGACAUACAGCAAACACAAAAAAAAAAGAAACAGAAAAUAAAAGUUUUAAUUCAUUACUACAAUGUAUGACAGCAAAAAA